Brassica napus (rape) is the source of this 465-nucleotide messenger RNA. RefSeq lists its product as uncharacterized. The coding region runs from base 1 to 465 and encodes 154 amino acids. The record is from RefSeq and is a predicted model, not a curated record. The transcript has a single exon. NCBI's taxonomy places the organism in Eukaryota, Viridiplantae, Streptophyta, Magnoliopsida, Brassicales, Brassicaceae.
AUGUCAGACAUGCGGCCUAUUAGGCUCUUCUCGGUUCAGUACAAGAUUGUAUCCAAGAUUUUUUGCAACCGCUUGAAGCAUAUUCUUCAUGGUAUUAUUUCAGAGACUCAAGGAGCCUUUGUCUCAAGCAGACUCAUCUCAGAUAAUAUACUCAUAGCUCAUGAAAUGGUCCAUGGCCUCAAGGUUAAUGCUAGAGUGUCUGAUGGCUUCAUGGCAAUAAAGACAUACAUGUCAAAAGCCAAUGAUAGAGUUCAGUGGAACUUCUUGAAGAUUCUGAUGGAAAAAACGGGCUUUGCGCAUGGAUGGAUCAAAUGGAUUAUGGCUUGUGUUAGCUCGGUCUCUUUCUCUGUCCUCAUGAAUGGGAAUGAACAUGGCUUAUUAAGCCAGAGAGGGGUAUCAGACAAGGUAAUCCCUUAUCUCCAUUCCUAUUUAUCUUGUGUGCUGAAGCCCUCGUCAGUUGUUUGA